Molecule: messenger RNA, 2327 nt
Organism: Rhododendron vialii
Lineage: Eukaryota; Viridiplantae; Streptophyta; Magnoliopsida; Ericales; Ericaceae
Product: cleavage and polyadenylation specificity factor subunit 3-II
Exons: 14
Coding region: 189-2078 (629 amino acids)
Biological process (GO): snRNA processing
Cellular component (GO): nucleus
Source: RefSeq, a predicted model, not a curated record
CAUCACCGGCACUCGUGACACGAUCCUUCGCCGGCAGCACCAGCUCCGUCGUUUUCCUGCAGGUUUCUCUGUGUGUGUGUGUGUGUGUGUGUCUCUCUCUCUCUCUUGAUUCCUCUCUGACUCUGUCACUCUCUCAAUGUCUGUCAUCCCUUUCUCCUACUGAUGCGAUCUCCGUGACUUCGUUCUCAAUGGCCAUCGAGACCCUCGUCCUAGGCGCAGGGCAAGAGGUGGGAAAAAGCUGCGUGGUUGUGUCGAUCAAUGGGAAGAGGAUUAUGUUCGACUGCGGCAUGCACAUGGGCCAUCAGGACCACCUCCGCUAUCCUGAUUUCUCUCUCAUCUCUAAAUCUGGCGACUUCAACAACGCGCUCUCCUGCAUCAUCAUCACCCAUUUUCAUUUGGAUCAUAUUGGAGCUCUCCCGUAUUUUACUGAAGUUUGUGGGUACAGUGGACCCAUUUACAUGACGUACCCAACAAAAGCUCUGGGUCCAUUGAUGCUGGAGGAUUAUCGUAAAGUGAUGGUUGAUAGAAGGGGAGAAGAAGAACAGUUCAGUUCCGAGAACAUUUUGCAGUGUAUGAGAAAAGUUACAGCUGUGGAUCUGAAGCAGAUCGUGCAGGUUGACAAAGACCUCCAAAUCCGGGCCUACUAUGCUGGACAUGUUAUUGGAGCUGCAAUGUUUUAUGCAAAAGUAGGAGAUACUGCUAUGGUGUACACAGGAGACUAUAAUAUGACACCAGAUAGACAUCUUGGAGCUGCUCAAAUUGACAGACUACGGUUGGACCUCCUUAUAACAGAGUCAACAUAUGCAACUACUGUUCGUGAUUCAAAAUAUGCUCGUGAGAGGGAAUUUCUUAAAGCUGUUCAUAAAUGCAUCGCCAAUGGAGGAAAGGUGCUUAUUCCUACAUUUGCUCUCGGAAGAGCUCAGGAACUCUGCAUACUGUUGGAUGAUUACUGGGAGCGCAUGAAUCUUAAGGUUCCUAUUUAUUUCUCAGCAGGUUUGACCAUUCAAGCAAAUAUGUAUUACAAAAUGCUCAUCAACUGGACUAGCCAAAAGGUGAAAGAUACAUACGCUACUCGCAAUGCAUUCGAGUUUAAAAAUGUUCGCAAUUUCGAUCGUUCCUUGAUAAAUGCUCCAGGACCGUGUGUUCUAUUUGCUACACCAGGCAUGAUCAGCGGUGGCUUUUCGCUUCAGGUUUUCAAGCAGUGGGCCCCAUAUGAAGAGAAUCUUGUUACUCUACCAGGGUACUGUGUGGCUGGAACCAUAGGGAAUAGAUUGAUGUCAGGUAAACCCACCAAAAUUGACUUGGACGAAAACACUGUAAUUGACGUUCGAUGCCAGAUUCAUCAGUUGUCCUUUAGUCCUCAUACGGAUGCCAAAGGAAUUAUGGAUCUGGUAAAAUUUCUCUCCCCCAAGCACGUGAUUCUCGUACAUGGCGAGAAGCCUAAGAUGGAGUCACUUAAAGGAAGAAUUCAAUCUGAAUUGGGGAUUCAAUGUUACGAUCCUCCAAACAAUGACACGGUCUCCAUUCCUUCAAUGCACUACGUAAAGGCAGAUGCCUCGAAUGCAUUUAUCCGAAGUUCCUCAAUUCCGAACUACAAGUUUCCAAAAAUUCCAGGGGGGAACUCUGAAUUAGGUGACGAAAGAGUAGCAGAAGGGGUUCUAAUUAUGGAGAAAAGCGAAAAGGCUAAGGUUGUACACCAAGACGAGCUUUUGGAAAUGGUAGGAGGGAUGAAACACGAAGUCCAGUUUGCUUACUGUUGCCCAGUGCAAAUUAGCAACACUGAAAGGACCUUAGACUCGGAGCUUUCAUCCCAAAACUUUGGCCUACACAAAUUGCUGGCAAAACUUUCAACUGAAUUAACUGAAGACAGCAUCCAAGAUUGCGGGGAACACCUUCAACUAGAGUCAUUAUACAUCUCUGUUUGUUCAAGGGACAACUGCACUUACAGAGCGACGGAUGACUGCGUUGGCGAUAAAUCUGCAACAACGUAUUUUUGCUGCACUUGGUCAGCGGCAGAUGAGAAGCUUGCCUGGGAAGUCAUUUCAAUAAUGAAGAAAUUGCAUGUUACUGAUACUUAGAGAUAUUUUAAUUCGUGGAGCGUAGUGGAAUUCCUGAAACUUUUUACCUUGAAUUUAUUGGUCCAACUAUUUAGUUCUAGAGUUUUUCCGAGGUAGAGAUCAGCUCCUAUUUCCAACUCACUGUUUUGGGUUAUAUUUGGUGUUCAUGUUAAGCGGAGCUAUGUUGGGGCCCGGCCCCCCAGGCCCGAUUAUGAGUUUUAAUUUUUUUUAUUUAAUUGAUUUUGAAUAUAAUUGAUAAUUAUUUCUAUA